Pan troglodytes (chimpanzee) is the source of this 3490-nucleotide messenger RNA. RefSeq names its product zinc finger protein 438 (gene ZNF438). Bases 957 to 3296 code for a protein of 779 amino acids. The record is from RefSeq and is a predicted model, not a curated record. Gene Ontology annotation, biological process: regulation of transcription by RNA polymerase II. Gene Ontology annotation, molecular function: sequence-specific DNA binding; DNA-binding transcription factor activity, RNA polymerase II-specific. Gene Ontology annotation, cellular component: nucleus. Lineage: Eukaryota; Metazoa; Chordata; Mammalia; Primates; Hominidae. The transcript has 5 exons.
AGCAGGAUGUAGGUGGGGCCAGAUAAGAGAAUAAAAGCAGGCUGCCGGUCCCAGCCGUGGCAACCCUCUCAGGUAGCCUUCCACACUGUGGAAGCUUUGUUCUUUCGCUCUAUGCAAUAAAUCUUGCUGCUGUCCACUCUUUGGAUCCACACCGCCUUUAUGAGCUGUAACACUCACUGCGAAGGUCUGCAGCUUCACUCCUAAAGCCAGGCAGAUCACGAACCCACCAGGAGAAACUAACAACUCCAGACGCGCCACCUUAAGAGCUGUAACACUCACAGCGAAAGUCUGUAGCUUGACUCCUGAGCCAGCAAGACCAUGAACCCACCAGAAAGAAGAAACUCUGAACACAUCUGAACAUCAGAAGGAACAAACUCCAGACACACCGCCUUUAAGAACUGUAACACUCACCGUGAGGGUCCGCGGCUUCAUUCUUGAAGUCAGUGAGACCAAGAACCCACCAAUUGCGGACACAUUUUGGCGACCACGAAGGGACCAUCGCCUAUCGCCAAGCGGUGAGACUAUCGCCGAGCGGUGAGACCAUUGCCUAUUGCCAAGCGACGAGACAAUUGCCUAUUGCCAAGCAGAAAGAUACUAUUCAAGUCCAGUACAUCAUAAUGCAGAAUUCUGUAUCAGUACCACCAAAAGAUGAAGCAGUAGCAUAGCAGAAGGAAGCCAUGUCAAUAUGGUUGAGAGUUAAUACUUCGUUCCUUCAGUAAAAAUUAUGUUGUACAACUGCUAGCUGCUGAUCUGGAGACUGAGACCCUGGCAGUAACAAAACAAACCCCUGCUCUUUUGGAGCUCACAUUUUAGUGAGGAGACAGAUAAUGUAAUAUCAUCGUGAAGGUGAAUCAAACAUCCCUUCUGGAACAAUACAGAGUAGGAAAGGUUUGCAGAAUAAGAGUCAGUUUAGGACCAUUGCACCAAAAAUUGUGCCCAAAGUCCUAACGUCCAGAAUGCUGCCAUGUCAUUCACCAUCACGCUCUGAUCAGGUGAAUCUGGGACCCUCCAUCAACUCCAAGCCGCUGGGGAUGUCCACCCAGAACUAUGCCCUGAUGCAGGUUGCUGGCCAGGAGGGGACAUUUUCUCUUGUUGCUCUGCCACAUGUUGCCUCAGCUCAGCCAAUUCAGAAACCCAGAAUGUCCCUACCUGAAAACCUGAAACUUCCUAUUCCUAGAUAUCAACCCCCUAGAAAUAGCAAAGCAUCGAGAAAGAAACCCAUCCUGAUCUUUCCUAAGAGUGGCUGUAGCAAAGCUCCUGCCCAAACCCAAAUGUGUCCUCAGAUGUCCCCUUCCCCACCUCACCACCCUGAACUCCUGUACAAACCCAGUCCAUUUGAGGAAGUACCAUCACUAGAGCAAGCCCCAGCCAGCAUUAGCACAGCUGCGCUGACCAAUGGAAGUGACCAUGGGGACUUGAGACCACCAGUGACCAACACCCAUGGCAGUCUGAACCCUCCUGCUACCCCAGCAUCAUCCACACCAGAGGAGCCUGCCAAGCAGGACCUCACAGAUCUUUCAGGGAAAGCACACUUUGUAAGCAAGAUAACAUCUAGUAAACCUUCUGCUGUUGGCAGUGAAAAAUUUAAAGAACAAGUUGAUCUUGCAAAAACCAUGACCAGUUUAUCACCAACCAUUCUUGGCAAUGCAGUUCAGUUGAUCUCUUCAGUCCCCAAAGGGAAACUGCCAAUCCCACCCUACUCAAGAAUGAAGACAAUGGAGGUUUACAAAAUCAAAUCAGCUGCUAACAUUGCAGGUUUUUCUUUACCAGGACCUAAGGCCGACUGUGAUAAGAUAUCCUCCACCACAGAAGGCUUUAAUGCAGCCACCAAGGUGGCAAGCAGGCUACCUGUUCCACAAGUGUCACAGGAGAGUGCCUGUGAAAGUGCCUUUUGUCCACCCACCAAACUUGAUCUUAACCACAAAACAAAACUGAACAGUGGAGCAGCAAAGAGAAAAGGAAGAAAACGGAAGGUACCAGAUGAAAUUUUGGCAUUUCAGGGAAAAAGGAGGAAAUGUAUCAUUAAUAAGUGUAGAGAUGGUAAAGAAAGAGUAAAAAAUGAUCCCCAAGAAUUCAGAGACCAAAAGCUGGGGACCCUGAAAAAAUACCGUAGCAUUAUGCCCAAACCUAUCAUGGUCAUACCCACUUUGGCCUCCCUGGCUUCUCCAACUACACUACAGUCCCAGAUGCUUGGGGGCCUAGGACAGGAUGUUUUGUUAAAUAAUUCACUCACUCCUAAAUAUCUUGGCUGUAAGCAAGACAGCAGCUCUUCCCCUAAGCCCAGCUCCGUGUUCAGAAAUGGAUUCUCUGGCAUUAAGAAGCCUUGGCACAGAUGUCACGUCUGCAACCACCACUUCCAGUUCAAACAGCACCUUCGAGACCACAUGAAUACACACACCAACAGACGCCCUUACAGUUGUCGGAUUUGUCGCAAGUCCUAUGUACGUCCUGGCAGCCUGAGCACACACAUGAAACUUCAUCAUGGUGAGAACCGUCUGAAGAAACUCAUGUGUUGUGAGUUUUGUGCAAAAGUGUUUGGCCACAUCCGAGUCUAUUUUGGCCAUCUGAAAGAAGUGCAUAGGGUUGUGAUCAGCACUGAGCCUGCGCCCAGUGAACUGCAGCCAGGAGACAUACCAAAGAACAGAGACAUGAGUGUGCGAGGCAUGGAGGGAUCAUUGGAGAGGGAAAACAAGUCCAACCUGGAAGAAGACUUCCUUCUAAACCAGGCAGAUGAAGUCAAAUUACAAAUCAAAUGUGGUCGUUGUCAGAUUACUGCUCAGUCUUUUGCGGAAAUAAAAUUUCAUUUACUUUAUGUUCAUGGAGAGGAAAUUGAGGGCAGGCUACAAGAAGGGACCUUCCCAGGAAGCAAGGGGACUCGGGAAGAGUUGGUGCAGCACGCUAGCCCCGACUGGAAAAGGCAUCCUGAGAGAGGGAAGCCAGAGAAGGUUCAUUCCUCCUCCGAGGAGUCACACGCAUGUCCAAGACUGAAAAGGCAGCUCCACCUUCAUCAGAAUGGCGUGGAAAUGCUCAUGGAAAAUGAAGGACCCCAGUCAGGAACCAACAAGCCAAGGGAAACCUGCCAGGGCCCUGAGCAUCCUGGCCUCCACACGGUUCUCUUGUGGUCCCAUUCAGGCUUUAACUGCCUGCUUUGUGCAGAGAUGCUGGGACGGAAAGAGGACCUCCUCCACCACUGGAAGCACCAGCAUAACUGUGAGGACCCUUCCAAACUGUGGGCUAUUUUAAAUACGGUCUCCAACCAGGGAGUGAUCGAACUUCCCAGUGAAGCUGAGAAAUGAGACCCCCAGGCAGCCUGGGGUUAAGGAAAGAGCUCUGCCGCCACCUUCCUUCAGAGCUUCGUGCUUUAUGGUGGUGCUUAGUCACAAAGAUCAAACAACAGGAUUGGUGUGAGUGAACAGAAAUGAUUUUUGUACAUGGUUUUAUUUUCUUAAUGAAAUAAAAUAUAAGCUCUCGAAGCAUAUUUUUCUAACUA